AUGGAAGACGCAAGCUUUUCUGCUACUCGUCAACAAGCGCACGCAUACCCGCCUGGCGAUGAGGUUUCGUCCGUUGUCAAGGACAGCCCAAACAAGCUGAGCAUCGUCAACAUCCCCACAUACAUCGAGGAGGAGCAGAUUCGAGAGCUUGUUGGGUCUUGGGACACAAGCUUUUCUGCUACUCGUCAACAAGCGCAUCCUCACAGCGCUUGUUGGCAUGACCUUGUUGUCAAGGACAGUCCCAACAAGCUGAGCAUCGUCAACAUCCCCACAUACAUCGAGGAGGAGCAGAUUCGAGAGCUCGUCGAGACCCAACAAGCUGAUCUUUCUUCUCUCUUCUCCUUCUUGGAUCUCGAGACUGGCUCCAAGGUGCACGAGUUCGCCGACCAGUCGUCAUCGUGA
Alternaria metachromatica is the source of this 402-nucleotide messenger RNA. RefSeq lists its product as uncharacterized. Gene Ontology annotation, molecular function: poly-pyrimidine tract binding; pre-mRNA 3'-splice site binding. Bases 1 to 402 code for a protein of 133 amino acids. NCBI's taxonomy places the organism in Eukaryota, Fungi, Ascomycota, Dothideomycetes, Pleosporales, Pleosporaceae. Gene Ontology annotation, cellular component: U2AF complex; commitment complex; U2-type prespliceosome. The transcript has 2 exons. The record is from RefSeq and is a predicted model, not a curated record.